GCAGAGAUGCGACCAUGUCCCACGAAGCCGUAGUGCAAAAAGCUAAAGGCAAGAGUAUCACAGAGCUACACGACUUCGCAUUCAAUGCUGGCGUCGGCACCAACGACUGCGUAGACGUUGUCUACCCAAUGGCCUCUCAUCCGCAGUAUCGACAGUUGAGGCGCGCUUAUCCAGCUACCGACUACCUAUUGCGCGGACGAAAGAUCCUAGCGAGGAUCGUGGCAGCAACGACCGAAGUUGAGGAAAUGCUGAGGUCGACGGUUUUGAUGCCACUAUUUGCAUGGAUCAAGGAGAAUUUCGUAAAUCAUGCUAGUGCUGGU
This is a messenger RNA of Amoebophrya sp. A25, 320 nucleotides long. The record is from the annotation of a GenBank genome assembly. Lineage: Eukaryota; Dinophyceae; Syndiniales; Amoebophryaceae.